UUUGAAGAUGGGAAGUACAAAUGGGCUGUCUUACAAUGGCAGAAUCUGAGAAGCAGGUUUUAUAGGAACACAGCUGAAAAAAGGGAGCACUGAUUAAGAGAGGUUGAGACACACAACGAUACUGAGGAAAAGCGCUGAAGGUUUCUCUACUGAAUUCAAUGUAUCCAUUCCAUUUCCUGAGCUUUACACUUCCAUCCAAUCAGAUGUGCUGCUGCCCUGCUACUUUCCUGUAACAAAUCCUAAAGAUGGAAUGUAUGUAUUACUGACUUGGAAACACAAUGGUGUGGAGCUGGUGAAGUUUAAAUAUGGAAAAGUCCAAGACAACAGCAAAUUGCAAGUUUUGGAAACAGAUCUGGCCAAAGGAAAUGCCUCCAUAACCCUCCAGAAUGUGACCAUUGUACAUGAAGGUGUCUAUGAAUGCAUAGUCGUUUUAGCUCCAAAUUCAGGAGGAGGUCGCAUGCAUUUACAUGUCACAGGUGUUCCUUUGGUUUCUGUGAAUACUCCCCUCAUUAUCGCUGGUCAUCCAGUCUUCCUUGAGUGUUUUGUAUCAGGCGUCUACCCUCAAAACAUUUGUAUUGAGUGGCUUAAGAAUUCACAUCUACUUCCUCCUCAAGAGCCACCUGUGCAAACACAAAAAAAUCCUAAUGGGACCUUUAGAGCAGUGAGUCACUACAAAUACAUUGCUUCCAGAGAAGACAUCGGUGCAAACUUCUCCUGCCGUGUAAAAUAUGGCUUACAACUGCAACACCAGGAGGAGACUGCAGUUCAGAGCUGCAAACCAGCACUUACUGUUUCACCAAACAUCCUUCAGAAAGGUAGACACACUGCCUGUAAGAUAAAUGGCUGCUUCUUCAGUAAGAUCGCAAUGAGGUGGAAGAAAGGCAACAUGGUUUUGCAGACAAAAAAUUGUAGUGGUGUUCAUGAAUGCUUGUGCAUCAUUUUGCCAAACAAUGUGGAGGAAGAACUCUCUUGUGAAGUAGAUCUAGAAGGAUACGAUGGGACAAGAGUUGAAACAAAGAUUUCAAUUCACGGUAAACCUGGACGUUCAUAUAUAUUCAUGGGUGUAGCCUUUGGCAUUUUCAUAACAGUGCCUUUAGGUUUGGUCAUUGUUAAAUGUUUUCUGUGGUGGCGAUCUGCUCCACCACCACCUGAUCAGGGCACCGUGCAGCCCCUACAUUGAUGAAGGCCAUCAUUGUCUAAUUCUUCCAUGUGAAGCCUGAAAACCAUGAGGACUCAUUGAGAUAAUUUAUGUUAGGUAGAAUGCC
Molecule: messenger RNA, 1265 nt
Organism: Polypterus senegalus (gray bichir)
Lineage: Eukaryota; Metazoa; Chordata; Cladistia; Polypteriformes; Polypteridae
Product: programmed cell death 1 ligand 1-like
Exons: 6
Coding region: 251-1180 (309 amino acids)
Biological process (GO): T cell costimulation; negative regulation of T cell proliferation; immune response
Cellular component (GO): external side of plasma membrane
Source: RefSeq, a predicted model, not a curated record